AUAAAUUGGCAGUGAACGUGUUCGAAGUAAAUGUCACAAAUCUAUUUAAUGCCAAUCGCCUUGCUACAGCAUUAAUUCUGGCUUUAUUCCAAACAUCGAAUCCAAUGUCUGGUGAAACGUCCACGGCGUAGGACUGUUAUAAAAAUAGAGAAGUACCUUCACUUUUUUGGCACUAUUUACAUCGUUAAUCACCGCAAGAAAGUGAUGAAAGAUAUUAAUUUAUAUACAAUGAGUACUAUAAGAAAGAGAACAAAUGUAAAGCUAGCAAAACUUUUUUAUAAGUACGCUGACAGAAAUGUGUUGGAAACAUCAAAGGAAGAAGUGGAUGAACCCACAGAGAUCGAUGAAGACUCGUAUCCGCCUAUAAAUUUUUCGUGGUUUGUCGAGAAUAAAAUAGCGGCCAUGGCCUGUCCACAGAACGUUGGCAACUUGAAUUAUUUAGCAGAUGUAGGGAUAAAUCACCUAAUCACGCUGUCUCCCGAACGAAUCCCACCUAUACUGUUAUGUAGGAAAAGAUUAAAAUGCACGAAGAUCCCGAUCAAAGAGUUUGGCAUUCCGACCUUGAAACAGAUAAUUCAAUUUAUUGAAAUUUGUAAGAAAGCAGAAAUCACAGGAGAGGUCAUUGGUGUCCACUGUCAAAAUGGUCACGCCCGUACCGGUACAAUGUUGGCGUGCUACCUUGUUUAUUUCAAGAAUAUGAUGCCCGAACGGGCCUUGCUGACAGUAAGAGUAAAGAGACCAGGUUCUUGCGAACCCUAUGCUCAAGAGAUGGUAUGUCAUUACCACGACUGCGUUCGAGGAACUAUCACCAAACCAGUCUACCGCCUUGUUGACGACAAGAAAUACUUCGACUUCACUAUGAAACAUGAUUAUCCCAAUGAAGAAAUUUCUAAUAAUGAUAUACUAAUACCUUUAGUUAAACAGGAAACUUUUAAGGAAAAACUGCUUAAAGAUGCAGAAUUUAUAAAAAAAGUUGAUAAAAUGGAAGCGGAGAAAACCAAGCGAAUGAAAACGAUGGUUAUAAAUCACAAGAUUUAUUUUUGAAAUUGGGUUACAUUUAUAAAUAGCAAUAUAAUAAAAUUAAUAUUUUAAUAUUGUUUUACAAAUUGUUUUUAUUGUAAAUAAAACUAUAAUUUAAAUUGAUUACAAAAUGCUUAAAACCACUUACAAAAACUUAAUAAUGACGAAUAGCUUUUGACAAAUAAAAACUACAAUAUCAGCAAAUCAAAAGUAACGUUUUGAAAUUGAAUUUCUUCUUACUAUCCAUUGACUAUAAACUCCUAAAAGAGACACCUUAUAAUCUGGCAGCCAACCAGCCCCUCCUUUUCCCAGGCCCGUGGAGUGACCACAAGCUUAAGCUCUUCUUCGCCCCGUUUGACUUUAAUCGGCAGAGGUCGAUAGAUACUGCUUCUAGAGACCUUCUGCACUUGAUGAAUAUUAUUGAAGUUUGUGGCGGACAGGUAACCGAAUUGGAUCAGCUGAUCAUUUCUACGCAGACCCUGAAAUUAAAAAUAUGUAUGACUCACAUAUAUCAUAUUAUAUUCAUAUGGUAAUAAAAACGAUAUCACAAGAAA
Melitaea cinxia (Glanville fritillary) is the source of this 1574-nucleotide messenger RNA. RefSeq names its product phosphatidylglycerophosphate phosphatase PTPMT1-like. The record is from RefSeq and is a predicted model, not a curated record. Gene Ontology annotation, biological process: cilium assembly; dephosphorylation. The transcript has 4 exons. Bases 205 to 1044 code for a protein of 279 amino acids. NCBI's taxonomy places the organism in Eukaryota, Metazoa, Arthropoda, Insecta, Lepidoptera, Nymphalidae. Gene Ontology annotation, molecular function: protein tyrosine/serine/threonine phosphatase activity.